Molecule: messenger RNA, 1272 nt
Organism: Necator americanus (New World hookworm)
Lineage: Eukaryota; Metazoa; Nematoda; Chromadorea; Rhabditida; Ancylostomatidae
Exons: 11
Coding region: 1-1272 (423 amino acids)
Cellular component (GO): nucleus
Source: RefSeq, a predicted model, not a curated record
AUGAUGGGUCUCGUUGACUACGGCAGUGACAGCGGCAGUGAAGCUGAUGAAGCCCCGGAAGAUGUUGGAACGUCCGCCGUUGUCUCCUCAUCGAAGUCUGCUCCAUUGCCCUCGACAUCAAAUGGCCAGGAUGACUCUUAUUUCGCUGCUGAUGAUGUUUUUGAAGGUUCAUCUGCCUUGAACUUGCCUUCUGUUAUUGAGUCAACAUCAACGACUUUAGUCACUGAAGGUGAGUUAGAAGAUAUAGUGAAGCCAAAGGAGUGGGAGUUGAAGAUGGCUGAGAAGGAGAGGCGGCGUAAAGAAAAGAAAGCUAAAAAGAAGGAGAAGAAAAGGAAAGAUAAAGAAACCCCUUCAACCGAAGCUCUUCCUAAUGUCAGAGAGAAAACUCCGAGAGGCAAAGCAAAGAUUGCAGCUUUUGGCGCGCUGAAUGCCAUUGUUGACGGGGUUGAUAGUGAAAGUGAUGAGGAGCAGACAGCCAAGCCCUCAAACCUCCCUUCGAAGCCCAAAGGAUGUGGUCUUCUGGCUAUGCUACCUACCCCGAAAGGAGGGGCUCGGAAAAGCGGUCUUGGCGGCGCCGGCGUUAAAGGCACGGGCAUUCUGCUUCCUCCUUCACUGAGAAAUAAAUCUAAGGCAACGCCCACUGUUUUAAAGGUUGUGAACGAGACUACAGCUACAAAACGACCAGCUGCAGGAUCAGACGACUCCGAUGAUGACGAUUUACCCACAGAUUUCUUUGGCUUAUCUUCAGCGCCUGAACCUAAAGUCCCAAAAGUUGGAGAUAUUCCUGCCUUGGUUAAUGGUGUUGCUGAUGUUAUGGGACCGUCACGACCUCAGAUACAGGAAGACAUUGACGACGGCUACGGUUAUCCUGAGGUUGAACCAUCGUCUAGCGAUAUGGCACCACCUGAAGGAGUCAUCACAGAUGAGGAAGCUCACCGCCUCAUUAUGAAAUAUGAAAUAAAUCCAAUGGGAUUGGAUCAUCAGCGUAGUUACAACUCUGUAGCAGCUGAAAUAGUUGACAUACGAGUGGAUGAUGCCCUUGGACCAGAUGUACGAGCAAACAUACUGAAGAACCUACACACAACAGCUCGUGCCAAAGACGCCACGGCUCCGUUACCAAAAUCUAAGAAUCCCGCUGAUGCCACAUCGAGACGAAAGCAUCAGAUCACGUAUUUGGCCAAUUUGGCUGUUGCUCGAGAAGAAGCGCUUCAACAACAGUGGGCAGAAAGCAAGCAGAUGAGAAGAAUCGGUCGGCAGAAAUAUGGAUUUUGA